AUGUCCACAAUAAUUGUUGAAUCUAAGGACAUCACAAAACUCAAUGUGACGGAGUUGAUGGGUUUGUUGCUUGCCCAUGAGCAUAAAUUUACAAAGGAUGAUUUAGGGAAAUCCCCACCCUCGGAGAUUGCUUUUCUGUCAAAAUCUCAUCAAAAAUUUCUAUUCAACAAAGAUUGCUAUCACAAGGGGAAACCAAAGUGCAGCCAUUGCAAAAAACUAGGCCUUUUCGAGAAGGAUUGUUCGCACAAACAGAAGCAACAAUUGUCAAACACAAAUGCUCGUGCUUCCAAUGAAUCAGAAUACUAUUUGUUUCAUGCACGUCAACCGAUGAGUGCCUGUAGUAGCAAGGAAAGAUGGUUUAUUGAUAAUGGGUGCACAUCCCACAUGACAAAAAGCUUAUUUUGCAAGCUUGACUCUUUCAUAAAAGUUCCAGUUCAUAUAGGGAAUGGUGCUGUUGUACAGUCCACCGGAAAAGGCACAAUUGGUGUUCAAACCAAGAAAGGUACGAAGUACAUCAAUGAUGUCCUCCUUGUUCUAGAUUUUAAUGAGAGUUUGCUUAGUGUUUCUCAUAUGGUCAACAAUGGUUAUUCACUUGUCUUUGAGAAUAACCAUUGCACUAUCACUAACUCCAAUAAGAAAGAGAUUGUAAAAGUUCCGAUGGAAAAUAAAAGCUUUCUCUUAAAGUGGGAUUAUCCAAGUGAGAAUGUGAAUGUUGCAAACUCAAGCGACACAUAG
This is a messenger RNA of Chenopodium quinoa (quinoa), 735 nucleotides long. RefSeq lists its product as uncharacterized. NCBI's taxonomy places the organism in Eukaryota, Viridiplantae, Streptophyta, Magnoliopsida, Caryophyllales, Amaranthaceae. The transcript is spliced from 2 exons. The record is from RefSeq and is a predicted model, not a curated record. Bases 1 to 735 code for a protein of 244 amino acids.